This is a messenger RNA of Zophobas morio, 4915 nucleotides long. RefSeq names its product epithelial discoidin domain-containing receptor 1-like. Gene Ontology annotation, biological process: positive regulation of kinase activity; positive regulation of phosphatidylinositol 3-kinase/protein kinase B signal transduction; positive regulation of neuron projection development. The coding region runs from base 496 to 3387 and encodes 963 amino acids. NCBI's taxonomy places the organism in Eukaryota, Metazoa, Arthropoda, Insecta, Coleoptera, Tenebrionidae. Gene Ontology annotation, cellular component: plasma membrane; signaling receptor complex. Gene Ontology annotation, molecular function: collagen binding; ATP binding; protein tyrosine kinase collagen receptor activity. The transcript has 16 exons. The record is from RefSeq and is a predicted model, not a curated record.
CGUGGAUAGACGGCCAAACUGAGCAACGCUCGCGAAUAAAACGUGUCCAAAAACUGACUUCGAACCAAUCCUGAACAACUCGCAACUGAAAAUAGUGCGUUCUCGCAGGUUUUACAAGUGUGACAUUUGGUGCUUGAUAGUUCGGUGCUCGAAGUACUGAAACGUGACUGUGUUUUUCAGGAUAAAGGAUUCGUUUGACAAGGUCGCCAUCAUCGACAUCACGAAUCGAUCUUAUCACCGGUCGAAGACAACGACGAUGAGUCAGUAGAUUGAAUCGGCGUUCACGAGUUCCACAUAAACUUUAACGUUUCGCGAAUCGUCUCCUCCAACUUUCCGGAUAAAGCGUUAUCGCGUUGUUUAUAGUCGGAUUUGAUAAUAACGCGCCAAGAAAGUAUGAACAGUCCUCGAAGAAGGGACUUGGUGUGCUAAAGGACGAGAGUGUCGCGUUUGACGGGAUCAGAGUGCGGUAUGCUGUGUUUAUGUCGGUAGUGCAGGAUGUCAGCGAGUGCUAAAAUGUUAGUGGUACUCACUGUGGGAUUGUGCUUUCUUCGUCUGGGGUUAGGAAAUUCCAAUGCGGAUGCUGGUGAAUGUCGGACGGCGUUGGGGAUGGAAGAGGGUCGCAUCCCUGACCACGCCAUCUCGGCGAGCUCUUCAUACGAAGCGAAAUCUGUGGGACCCCAAAAUGCAAGGAUACGGCAAGAAAAGAACGGUGGUGCCUGGUGCCCGAAGGCCCAGAUCAGUAGCGAAGUCCGGGAGUACCUCGAAGUCGACCUCCAGAAGGACCAUUUGGUGACCUGGACCGAAACGCAAGGCCGCUUCGGCAACGGUCAAGGCCAAGAAUACGCCGAAGCUUUCCUAGUCGAGUACUGGCGAAAUUCGCUGAACAGAUGGUUCACCUACAAGGACUCCCGGGGGGAAAAGGUGUUAACGGGAAACAGCAACACUUACCUGGUGGUGAGGCAGCGUCUGGAAUUGCCCUUCAUUGCCAGCAAAGUGAGGUUUAUUCCGUAUAGCGAACAUCCAAGGACCGUCUGCAUGCGUGUGGAGUUGUACGGAUGCUCCUGGGAACAAAACAUCAUGAGGUACAACGCGCCCCGAGGGGAAUCGCGGGACCCAGAUGUUAAUCUAGAGGAUAUCAGCUACGAUGGGAUCCUGGAAGGGGGGCAAAUGAAGGGCGGACUGGGGCAGCUGGUGGACGGGCUGUAUGGGGAUGACGACUAUCAGAAGAAGCUACAAGGGGAGAACUCAGGAAGCCGCUGGGUGGGCUGGAAUAACGACACUCGGGAGGGUGAGCCGCUCGAUAUCACCUUUGAAUUCGAUAGCAUCAGGGAGUUCAGUGCUGUUCACCUUCAUGCCAACAACAUGUUCACCCGUGGUGUGCAGGUGUUUAGCCAAGCAGAGAUAUGGUUCAGCCUGGAUGGGGAUCGUUACCAGCCGAAUCCGAUAAGGGCCACAGUUCCGGCCGACCGUGCCCGGGAAUCAGCCCGGAACAUCACCGUGCAACUUCGAGGUCGGCCGGCGAAGUUUAUCAAACUGAGACUGUCUUUUGCAGACAAGUGGAUACUGCUCAGCGAGAUUUCCUUCGAGUCCGUAUCUCUCACCAACAACUUAACCGAAGACAUCGUCGAAAAAUACUACCUUCAACCCGACUCCGUGUCCUCGACGACCUCUCCGGGGGCUCCCAGCGGCGAAACCACCCACGCCCGAAAGGAAGUCACCCCCGCCACCAGCCCUACGAGCAGCGCUCAAGCCUACAUCGGCCUGAUAACGGGAGUUCUGGCCAUGGUGGUCCUUUUGUUGGCCUGUACUGUCUUCCUGAUGAUAAGAAGGGGACGUAAAAAAGUAGCUCUCCUUCACAAGCACACGGCUUUAGUAUCCAGCAGCACUAAGCCCGGGGUCACUAUUAACAUGAAAGAUCUGAAACAUAUGUCCACCCCUAUCAUCAACAAUGGCCUGUCGAGGUCGAGGCUGUCGGUGAAAAGCAAAGUGAACACGAUUGGUUCAGUGGACUCGAAGAAGAGCAAGAAGAGUACGCUUUAUGGACAUGUGGCCGGCGAGGAGUCGGAUAGCGAAAAUUCGUCCGUUUAUCACGAACCGUAUAAACUACUCCCGAAUGCCAAGCAGGAGUACGGCUGUUUGCUCAAAAAGGACGCGAUUUCGUCGAGCAAAAGUGGAGAGUACACAGGUAAGAAAGACUUCACGAGCGUAAAUAGCUUCCAGGAAGAUUUGAAAUUCACGUCGCCUUCCUUUUACAACUUGACGCCGCCGCCGCCGCCCACAUCCAGACCGCCGACGUACGACGUCCAGAAUUACCAAACCCCGACCAAUACACCAAACGGAACGAUUCCUGCUGAGAACUACUACGCCGCCACGGACAUAAUAAAGGGCGAGAGGCGCGAGCAGCAUUUCACCCCGGGCCGGUUCACCCCCAUCAAGCUGCCCGAAGGGCCGCCGCUGGAGGGGGUGGCUCACCUGCUAGACUUCCCGAGACAUAGACUGCGCCUCCUCGAGAAGCUAGGAGAGGGCGACUUCGGAAUGGUGCAUUUGUGUGAGGCGGAGGGACUUCCGGAUUUUAACGGGGGAUCGUCCUUUCACAAAAAGCAAAUAGUUAUUGUUAAAAGCCUGUGGAGAGGGUGCGGAGACACAAAAAGGCACGAGUUCCUGAGGGAGACCAGCUGGCUGGCGGGACUCCGAGACCCCAAUCUGGCGCGGGUGGUGGGGCUGUGCAGCCAGGACGAGCCCAUGUGCGCACUUCUGGAGCACUCGGAACCGGGGGACCUGCCCAGGUUCCUGGCGCAGAGGGCCGUCAGUGAGGAUGGCAACCAAGUCGGACCAACUGUAAGUUACGGCUGUCUCAUAUACGUAGCCACCCAGAUUGCUUCCGGGAUGAAGUACCUAGAAUCUUUAGACUUGGUCCACAGGGAUUUAGCCGCAAGGAAUUGUGUAAUAGAUAAGAGCUUCACUGUGAAAAUAUCCGAUCAUGCCAUGUAUUGCGAUAGAUACGAAUCGGACUACUACAUUAGUGAUACGAAAGCCAGACUUCCUAUUCGAUGGAUGUCGUGGGAGAGCUUGUUACUGGGCCGACAAACGACCAAGAGCGACGUGUGGGCGUUCGCCGUGACCCUGUGGGAAAUCUUGAUGUUGUGCACCCAGCAGCCUUACGCAGAACUCACCAGCGAGCAAGUCGUCGAGAACUGCAACCACUGGUACCAGAACGACGGUUGUCAGAGGUACCUGCCGCGACCGGCGGCCUGUCCCCGCGAGAUCUACGAUCUAAUGGGCGAAUGCUGGAAGAGGAACGCGACUGAUAGACCUCGGUUCGCCGAGAUCCACUUGUUCUUGCAGAGGAAGAACCUGGGCUAUAUGCCGGCGCCCACUCAAGUGUAACCCGUGAACUGGCCCUAACGACUGUUAAUCAAUAUUUGACUGUGUAUGUUGUGUUCGAAUGGACUCGAUGUCUCUUAUUUUACGAUUUGAAUGUUCACUGAUGCAGGUUAUAAGGACCGAUUUGUUUCCAACAUUCCCUCAUGUACUCGGUAAAUAAGGUUGUUCAAGCUUUUUUCAUGAAUGUGAACCCAUUGUGAUAUCGCACUGAUUUUGUGCAAAUUAAACCAUAUCGUUCUAUCAAGUUGUAGAUUGACCAAGGCAGCUGCUCGGUAUGACAGUUUUUCGAGGAACUGAGUAGAACGAGACGUCAAUGAUGGAAGGCCUUCAAAGAGAAAAAUUGGGUACCGAAUAGUUUCUUCAAUAAUUUUUAACUUAGACUCUAAAGGACCUGUUUCUUAAUUACGUGCUUCCUGUAUGUGUCGAUUCAUACACUUUACAUGGUAUAAUUAUUAAGUGUAUUUUUGGUUGGUUUUUGUACAAUACCAUUUUUGGAAAGUAGUUCACCUACUUUGCGGAUUCACUUACAAUGAAUUAACAAAUCCUUCAAUUACCCGUUCGGGAUGUACAUUCUAGUCAGAAAUGUGUAGGAUAUAAGUCUAAAUAUAAUAAAAUACGAAAAAUGCUGUUGUAAUGGUAUCUUUAUUGAAUUUUACAUUGUGUACUUAAGAUGAAUAUAUUUAACUGCCGAAACACGUCAAAGUUGUGAUCCACAUUUAUGGUAGCGCUAUUUUGUUUCACGAUGAAGGCUCAAGACACACUCAUUUCGGUUCUUAUUAUCCAAUCACCAUUUUAGUUCGAGGCGUCUCAUUAUUAAAUGUGAUUAUUUUGUUAGGUAUUUGUAUUUUUAUAACGAUCGUACUUACUUAACGUAAAAUUUCCAGUGCCAUUUACCUUGUAAAUAAGAACCUUUGUAAAUAAAUGAUAGUAUGAAUGAUUCAUAAUGUACCAAGGAUGUAUACAGGCAUGAAUAUUUUAGAUAUAAAUCCUAAACUUAAGUAUAGUUAGUUUUAAGUAUGAUAACGUAAUAUUUUCUAUAAACACGAUCUUGUUGGAGAAACCAAUAAUUAAGUAUACUUCUAAAUUCCAUUCGACAAAAAUUAUUUUGGUUAGCAUGUGUGUAUUGUUAUUAAAAAAGUACAAUUUACAAUUUUAUAAUUUCAAACACAUGCAAAUCAUCUUAAUUUAAUUUAAAGGCACGAGACAAUCAAGUGCGUGAAUUAAGUCAUGCUUAGAUAAGCAUAGCACAUUAGUAUUAGCGCCUUUAAACCCGGCAAUUCGAUUUUUCAAUGUGUUGCACAGUACAGCUUAAUCGACAUCCUCUAGGACCACAUUUCUUAUAAAAUCGUUUCCAUUAAAAAAGUUUCAAGAAAUUUCUAUUGUGUAACCACACCCUGUUUGUAACACAUAAGCAAAGCUCUUUAUGUCGACGUUUUUAUAUAGAUGUUUAAUUCAUACAUAUCACUGAUAAAUUAUUUCCAUUUUCAUUAGCAUGUGUCGAUCGUAUAUGUGUUUCUGUAAAUACAUGAGA